AUGAUCAAGUCGGUCGGUGGAGCGGUCGCCGGACCUUCGCGCAUUCGGACGGUGCUGCCAUCUUCGUCGAAAGCAGCCAGACCACGUCAAGUCUCGGCAUCAUUGACAUCUCUACCAGCUCGGCCCCUCUCUACACUCCUUGCUGUCUCUGUUGCCCCUUCACUGACUUUAAGCAAAGGCAAACAAAGAGCACUCGGGCCCUCGAAGCUGUGCGGGUGCAGCUUUCAUCAAAAACGACACCAGCAGACGUUUGUCCGUACCCUCUCGCCAUCGGGAGGACAGGCUCGCAUCCAGCUCAAGUCGACCCGCAAUGGCGUUUUCGGGCUAUCCACCUCCCGCGGAACACGUCCGUACCAGGAAGACACCGCUUCUGUCUCCUGCCUCCAUGUUCCCGUCAACGAGUUGAGGCGCAACUACCUCAAGCUUCACUCGCUCUCGUCGUCGGCUGCAGGCGCAUCGGCGGCCAACGCUGCGUUAGAGUGGGAUCCUGAAAAAGCGGGUGGGGAAGAGUUGGCUGGUCAAGUGGUUUGGUUCGGAUGCUUCGAUGGACACGGUGGCCAGCAGGUGCCAAGCUUCUUGCGCGACCAGCUGCACCGCACGUUCGAAAGCGUGCAGGUCGACAUGGUUACGGACACUGUCCAAUAUACCAGAGAGCUGGGCGGUUACUUUCGUCGCUUCACCGGAGGUGUGCUCGAACGAUGGGUGCGCAAGGAUCGCCUCAAACCAGUCAGAGCUGGACCUGCUGCUGGACGUCGAGGGACAGCGGCAGCAGCUGUCAACAAGCAAGACGCCGCGUCUAAGAACGAUACUCCAACCAAGAACGGCGACGAGGACCACGUGGACCAUCUUACCAAGCCAGGAUCACUUCACGACAUGCUGAGCCAUCAAGGCAAGCCGCAAGGUUCCAGCAAGACCCUCCUCCAGCCUACGAGGCAAGACGGUGCGAUAAAGAUCGGCGGCUCAGCGCUUGGUCUAGGCGGCAAGUCUUCGGAGACAGUAGUCCCCCCAAACGGCAACGCAGACCAAGGCUGGGAAUCGAUGAUCGAGCGCAUCCCCCCACCCGAAGGAAUGGAAAAUGAAACCAUGACCAUGGCCGAGCGCCUCACGCUGGCGUGGCUCGUCACGGAUCGACGGAUUCAAUCAUCACCCCAACUCGAUGUCGGGGGCAGCACCGCAUCCGUCGCCGUACUCCACUCGCUCGACAUGCCUUCACUUCCCUGGUACUCAUCCGAAUUCGUCGGCGUUCACGUCGCGCAUGUCGGUGACACGCGUGUGCUCAUGUGCGCUGUCAAGGACGGCAAAGCUGUACCCCUCACCACGUACCACCACCCCGACGACCGGUCCGAGGCGGAGCGGCUGCGCAAGAUGGGCGCAGGCAUGAUCACCGACUCGUUUGGCGAGGCGAGGUGGAUGGGCGCCUUGGCAAACACGCGAGCAUUCGGCGAUUCGAGGUUCAAGAAAGUGGGCAUCACCGUCGAACCCGAGAUCUUCUCGCAGGUGAUCAGGGGAAGCGACUACGGCUUCUUAAUUGCAUUCAGCGACGGUGUGGGUGGCGUCAUGUCCGAUCAGGAGGUGGUUGAUUUAUGCAGGAAUGCUAAACAUCCGAGCCAGGCUGCGCAGAGCGUGCUGACAUUUGCAGAAGAGCUCGGUGCGCAGGACAAUUGCACCGCCAUGGUCAUCCCGCUUAAAGGGUGGGGUAAGGUGGGAGGGCAGGACCUGACCAGGGAGAGACGCGAGAUGCGAAGGUCCAAGAUCGAUCUUUACAGAGAUAACCGCACGUGA
Molecule: messenger RNA, 1782 nt
Organism: Sporisorium graminicola
Lineage: Eukaryota; Fungi; Basidiomycota; Ustilaginomycetes; Ustilaginales; Ustilaginaceae
Exons: 1
Coding region: 1-1782 (593 amino acids)
Biological process (GO): protein dephosphorylation
Molecular function (GO): protein serine/threonine phosphatase activity
Source: RefSeq, a predicted model, not a curated record